Molecule: messenger RNA, 1539 nt
Organism: Vigna angularis (adzuki bean)
Lineage: Eukaryota; Viridiplantae; Streptophyta; Magnoliopsida; Fabales; Fabaceae
Product: sugar carrier protein C
Exons: 4
Coding region: 1-1539 (512 amino acids)
Biological process (GO): monosaccharide transmembrane transport
Cellular component (GO): membrane
Molecular function (GO): monosaccharide transmembrane transporter activity
Source: RefSeq, a predicted model, not a curated record
AUGGCCGGCGGUUUCAUUCAAGGUGGUUCUGUGGAAAAGAACUAUCCAGGAAAGUUAACUUGGAGAGCUUUUAUGACCUGUUUUGUAGCUGCAUUUGGUGGGUUGAUAUUUGGCUAUGAUCUUGGUAUCUCAGGUGGCGUGACUUCUAUGGAUUCUUUUCUGGAGAAGUUUUUUCCAAAAGUGUAUCAAAAGGAGAAUAACAUAAAACCCUCCGACAAUCAAUACUGUACAUUCAACAAUCAAACAUUGACGUUGUUUACAUCGUCUUUAUACUUGGCUGCCUUGGUUGCGUCAUGGUUUGCAUCUUCCAUCACUCGACUUUUUGGGAGACGCCCUACCAUGAUUAUUGGAGGUGUGCUAUUUCUUAUAGGUGCUGGAUUCAAUGCUUUUGCACAACAUGUUUGGAUGCUCAUCGUUGGUCGCAUGUUACUCGGUUUCGGAAUUGGAUGUGCCAAUCAGUCGGUUCCAAUAUAUGUGUCCGAGGUUGCUCCUUACAAAUAUAGAGGAGCACUUAACAUGAUGUUUCAAUUGGCAAUUACUAUUGGAAUUUUUGUAGCUAAUGUUCUCAACUACAUUUUUGCUAAGAUGGAGAAUGGAGAAGGGUGGCGUUAUAGCUUAGGCUUUGCAGCCGUCCCUGCUGUCAUGAUUAUCUUUGGUGCAUGUUUUCUUCCAGAUUCACCAAGUUCUUUGAUCGAGCGUGGUCUUGAUGAAAAGGCCAAAACUGAGCUUAUCAAGAUUCGAGGAACUACAGAUGUAGAUGAGGAAUUUAAGGAUCUUGUGACAGCAAGCGAAUCCUCUAAAAAAGUGAAACAUCCUUGGCUUUCUUUAUUAAAGAGACAAUAUAGGCCUCAACUCACAUUUGCUAUUGCCAUUCCGUUCUUCCAGCAACUUACUGGCAUGAAUGUGAUAGUGUUUUAUGCUCCUGUUUUGUUUAAAACCAUCGGUUUUGGAGCCAAUGCUUCACUUAUGUCUGCCAUGAUCACGGGAGGCUGCAAUGCAAUUGCCACUCUUGUCUCCAUAUUCACCGUUGAUAAGUUUGGAAGACGAACUCUUUUCUUGGAAGGAGGGAUACAAAUGUGCUUUUGUCAGGUUAUGAUAAUGUUUGCAAUUUUAUGGAAAUUUGGAGUUAAAGGAAACCCAGGAAUUUUGCCAGAGUGGUACGCUAUCAUGGUUGUAUGUGGCAUAUGUGUGUAUGUGGCAGGAUUUGCAUGGUCUUGGGGUCCUCUAGGAUGGUUGGUUCCAAGUGAGAUUUUCCCUCUUGAAGUGCGUUCGGCUGCACAAAGUAUCAAUGUCUCAGUGAACAUGAUAUUUACCUUUAUCAUUGCCCAAAUUUUCACCACAAUGCUUUGUCACAUGAAAUUUGGAUUGUUCAUCUUCUUUGCAUUUUUUGUUGCGGUAAUGAGCAUCUUCAUUUUCUAUCUUUUGCCUGAGACUAAAGGAGUUCCCAUAGAAGAAAUGCAUGUUGUGUGGCAGAGUCAUCCUUUUUGGAAGAAGUUCGUCAAACCAAUUGAUGCGGGUCCUAAUCGUGAAGAAUGUUAG